CCUGGCCCAAGUAGUUUCAAUUAAUCGACUUGGCUUUGUUCGAAUAAAGCCCCCCCCUCUCCGAUUGUACCAUCAAUAAAUCCGGAGAGAGAGAUAUUUAUAUAUAAAAAAAAAGAUCGAUAAAAAGGGGGAAAAAGAAAAUAAAAGAAAGAAAAUGAUUGGGAAGGUCAUUGUAUCGGUGGCCUCGGUCCUCCUGGUGGUGGGCGUGGCCAUCGGGGUUGUAGCGGUCGUAAAGAACAACCACGAGACACCGUUGACGCCUCAGAUGAAGGCGGUCCAGGCCAUCUGCCAAUCCACGACCGACAAGGCCUCUUGCGUCAAGACCCUCGAGCCGGCCAACACGGACGACCCGAACAAGCUCAUCAAGGCGUUCAUGCUCGCCACUCAAGAUGCCCUCACCAAAUCCUACAACUUCACCGGCCAGACCGAGGCAAGUGUCUCUAACAGCACAGCCAACGGUCCCACGAAUAAGGCCGUUCUCGAGUACUGUAAGAGAGUUUUCACCUACGCGCUCGAGGAUCUUAAGUCCGUCCUUGAAGAGAUGGGCGAAGAUUUGGAGCAAACGGGCAGCAAGCUCGACCAACUCAAACAGUGGUUGACCGGCGUUUUCGUUUACCAGAGCUCUUGCCUUGACGACAUCGAGGAUGCCGAUCUCAGGAAGAUGAUGGCAGAAGGCAUAGCCGACUCCCAGAUCCUUACCAGCAACGCCAUCGACAUCUUCUCCACCGUCGUGACCUCCAUGGCCGAGCUUGGUCUCGCCAAAAACGGCACCAUCAGCCUGCCCGGAGCUCCUGCCGGUCGCCGUCUUCUGGAGGAGGCCGAAACCGCGGAGGGAGGAAUCCCGACAUGGAUGUCUGGAGCCGACAGGAAGCUCCUGGCUAAGGCCGGUCGUGGUGGUGCCGCUCCGAGGAUCAGGCCGACAUACGUGGUGGCGAAGGACGGAAGCGGGCAGUUCAAGACCGUUGGCCAAGCCGUGAAUGCUUGUCCCAACAAGAACCCAGGAAGGUGUAUCAUUUACAUCAAGGCCGGAGUCUACAGAGAGCAAGUCAUUAUUCCCAAGAGCAAGAACAACAUCUUCAUGUUCGGUGAUGGCGCAAGAAAGACAAUCAUCACAUACAACAGGAGUGUCAAACUCAGCCCUGCAACCACCACUUCUCUCAGCGGCACAGUCCAGGUUGAAUCGGAAGGGUUCAUGGCUAAAUACAUCGGGUUCAAGAACACAGCCGGGCCAAUGGGACACCAGGCUGUGGCCAUCCGAGUCAACGGAGACCGUGCCGCCAUCUUCAACUGCAGGUUCGACGGGUACCAAGACACGCUCUACGUGAACAACGGUCGCCAGUUCUACAGGAACUGCGUCGUCUCCGGAACAGUGGACUUCAUCUUCGGAAAAUCCGCGACCGUGAUCCAGAACUCACUCAUCGUGGUCCGAAAAGGCAAUCCGGGUCAGUACAACACCGUCACUGCCGACGGAAACGAAAAGGGUUUCAACGUGAAGAUCGGAAUCGUCCUCCAGAACUGCCGCAUCGUCCCCGACAGGAAGCUCUCGCCGGAGAGGCUGAAGGUCGCGUCCUACCUGGGAAGGCCAUGGAAAAAGUUCUCGACCACGAUCGUGAUGAACACGGAGAUCGGUGACCUGAUCAGACCGGAAGGAUGGAUGAUAUGGGAAGGAGAGAGCUUCCACAAGUCGUGUAAAUACAUCGAGUACAACAACCGUGGACCGGGAGCUAACACCGCGAGGAGAGUCAACUGGGCCAAGGUUGCAAGAGUCGGCUCGGAAGUCAACGGCUUCACGGUCGCAAACUGGUUGGGUCCUGUCCAAUGGCUCCAAGCCACGGGUGUUCCUUUCACGCUCGGGUUAUAAGCUCCUGUAAUUAACCUAAAACUUGAGACUCAGAAUCAGUGCAUGCAUGCAAAAAGGAAAUAAAAAGGAGUACGUGGGAUGAAAAAGGCAUAAAACGACAUCGUUUCUCCGGAUAAGGUUCUUUUUUCUUCAAGUCUAAUGGUGUUAGAUUUACGGGGCAAUGUUGUAAAAAAUCCUUUUGUUGUUUCACGUGCCAAGCAAAAAAAUAACUUUUUCUUUUAUUUCGCUUGAUGAAAUAUUAGUCAUGGUCGAGUUGUAUAUUGAAUAAUAUAUAUCUUUUAUGUUCUUAA
Messenger RNA from Tarenaya hassleriana, 2151 nucleotides. RefSeq names its product pectinesterase 5. The record is from RefSeq and is a predicted model, not a curated record. Gene Ontology annotation, molecular function: pectinesterase inhibitor activity; pectinesterase activity. NCBI's taxonomy places the organism in Eukaryota, Viridiplantae, Streptophyta, Magnoliopsida, Brassicales, Cleomaceae. The coding region runs from base 155 to 1861 and encodes 568 amino acids. Gene Ontology annotation, biological process: cell wall modification. The transcript is spliced from 2 exons.